Messenger RNA from Sorex araneus (European shrew), 2533 nucleotides. It is a transcript of the gene UPP1, whose product is annotated as uridine phosphorylase 1. Gene Ontology annotation, cellular component: cytoplasm; cytosol. Gene Ontology annotation, molecular function: uridine phosphorylase activity. The record is from RefSeq and is a predicted model, not a curated record. Gene Ontology annotation, biological process: nucleotide catabolic process; uridine catabolic process. Bases 224 to 1135 code for a protein of 303 amino acids. The transcript is spliced from 9 exons. NCBI's taxonomy places the organism in Eukaryota, Metazoa, Chordata, Mammalia, Eulipotyphla, Soricidae.
CGAGACUUUGAACGAGAGAAAUCAGAUGGCUGGUCAUUACCGCCUGGAGCAGGUCGAGUUCGCAGCCUGAGGUCUGGCGUGCACCAGAGACGUGCCCAAGCAACCCUGUGCCAGGACAGCGCCCAGCGUGCAGUAGGACUGCUAGCACCAUAAGCAUUGAAAAGACGCUAUAAUUUAAAGGUGCCCUGCCUUUGUUGAGAGAACGGUUUCCACAGGAACUGAAAUGGACUUUGGAAGUCAUCAUAAGGAUGGCUUUGUACAACUUUGUAAUCCAAAUGUGGCAACAUUGAAAGAAGAUGUUCUCUACCAUUUUGGUCUCAGUACUGGUACCCAUGACCUCUCAGCAAUGUUUGGAGAUGUAAAGUUUGUGUGUGUUGGGGGAAGCCCCUCCCGGAUGCAAACCUUCAUCAGAUACUUGGCCUCGGAGCUGGGCUUUGACCGACCAGGUGCAGACUACCCCAACAUCUGUGAGGGGACUGACCGCUACGCCAUGUUUAAAGUGGGACCAGUGCUGUCUGUCAGUCACGGAAUGGGAAUUCCUUCCAUCGCCAUCAUGUUGCAUGAGCUCAUCAAGCUGCUGUACCAUGCCAAGUGCUCUGGCGUCACCAUCAUCCGCAUUGGCACCUCUGGAGGGAUAGGGCUGGCCCCUGGCUCUGUGGUCAUCACGCAGCAGGCUGUGGAUGCCUGCUUCAAGCCAGAGUUUGAACAGCUGGUCCUGGGGAAAAGGAUAGUUCGGAGCACCGGCUUAGAUGAGCAGCUCGUGAGGGAGCUAGUUGAGUGCUCCACCCAUCUGAAUGAAUUUCCCGUCAUUGUGGGGAACACCAUGUGCACUCUGGACUUCUAUGAAGGCCAAGGUCGCCUGGAUGGUGCGCUCUGCUGCUACACAGAGAAGGACAAACAGGAGUAUUUGCAGGCAGCCUAUAGUGCUGGGGUCAGAAACAUCGAGAUGGAAUCCUCAGUCUUUGCUGCAAUGUGCGGAGCAUGUGGCCUCCGAGCGGCUGUGGUAUGUGUCACCCUCUUGGACCGCCUCAAAGGGGACCAGAUCAGCAGCCCUCAUGAAGUACUGAUUGAGUAUCAGCAGCGGCCUCAGCGUCUGGUGGGCUAUUUCAUCAAGAAAAGUCUUGGUAUGUCCUAAAGCCUCCCAUCUGGAAGAGAGUACUUGAUUGGAAUAAAAUCCUCAUCAAAGCCCCAUUUUAUGUUUGUUUUAUAAGAAUUUAGGGAUUUUUUUAGAGGCAAAUAAUGCUUCCUUAAUUUCCCAGGACAUUUCUAUUUGUUCAACCUCACUGGAGCCUUUUUUAAAACUAUAGUUAACCCUACUUGGGUUCUAUUUAAAAUAUCUCUAUGAAUUUGGAAUAUUUUGUUACUGGUGUCCGCUUGAGCAAGUCGAUGAACAAUAGGACAACAGUGCUACAGUGCUAAUUUAACAUUGCGGGAGGCUACCAAAUAUUGAAUCUAUGGCAUCAUAUAUGUCAAACAUGUGUUCCAUUACCAAACUACAUUCACAGCCCCCAUAAUUUUAUAUUUUAAUAAUUUCAGAUUUUAUGUCAUCAAAGAAUAGAUCUGAUUAUACUGCCAAAAAUUCCUUUCCUAUGUAUUUCAUUUAUUUUUUCUCCCAUUUUAAUUUACCUCGGCAGUGACAAUGAUCUCUCUAAACAAGAUCAAAAUGACAUAGAAUUCCAGAGAUCUCAGCAAGUCAGAGAGAGAAAGUUAGAAGCAUAAUUGCUUCUAUUCUGCAGAAAUUGGACAUGCCAAACUUUGAGAAAAAUUUCAUUCAUGGUAAAACUGAGCCUUUAAUGAAAAAGAUAAAUAAAAGCUGCUACAAAAUUUCAUGUAUCAGGAAUAACUUCCAAAAAAUGAGCUAUUAAUAAUGAUUUGUUUUUUUUUAAGCAUUCACUAUGUAUUAGCACCUAAUUUAAAAUGUAAUGGAUUCUUCUGCCUAAAUCUCACCACAAUACCAGGGGAAGAUACUGAGGUAUAGGAUGCCUGAAGGAUUGAUUCAGGAAAUGGCCGAUGGCAUAAGCUAGGACAUAGUGGCCUAUGCUCUGCAUAGAUGUGUAUGUCUACACACAUUGUGCACACCUGCCUAUCUAUACACACAGGCAUGAAGAUAGAGGUUGGUUUAGUAGGCUAGGAAUAGUAUUCAGCUUACCAGAUAGUGCAGAAGGGAAAUUUUGGCAAGAAGUCCAGUGUGUGUGGAUGUUUCUUGAAGUCACUGCUUCAAGAAAGGGUAACAGGCCCUUACUCUAGGAUCUUUUAAUGAUAGAGACUUGUUAAAAAAGGGCAUGAAAAAUAUCAAUUGAAAACAAACAUUGGAGACUGGGAUACAGACCUGAUAUUUCUAGGAGUAAGUGGUGAGGGGAAUGAGUAGGAUGCCAGGAAAUAACAUGAGAACAAGUGGAAGACUACAAGCAUAUAGGAUGUGCUAAAAGAUGUAACACUAUGUGCGCAAACCAUAGCUUUCAUUAAAUAAUGGGAAGGUAGAAAGGGUACCCAGCGUGGAUGGGGAGAGGGUCAUGGGCGCUUCAGUGGUGGG